CUCAUCCUGGCCCUCAAAUCCGAAGAAGAGCGACUCACCAGACAACUUCUCUCACUGUGCAAGUUCGGCUGAUACUCCAACUUGCGAUCAUCACAGGUCUCCAUCACGAUGGUUGAGUAUCUGAAUACAUCCGAAAUCCAUUUCAAUCACGAUGUCGCAGACAGGAACUCAUUGGACGAGGCAUCGGAAGAAGGGAGCGACGACAGCACCGAGGAGUACUCUCCAUAUUCCGUCGAAGAUCUUGCGGCUAUUUUGACAGACUUCUACAAGUUUCUCGCGAACUUACACUACGAUCCUGCGGACCUGAAACUCCCUCCGCCCGAACGCUGGAAUCUCGAUAUUCUUCCUAAGGCUAUUGUUGAGAACAAAUCUGAGGAUGUGGUCGAGUUGAUGAGGCGGGUUCCUUACUUCAAGGAGAACGAGAAGUCUACGCAUGUGCAUUACAAGUCGAAAUUGGUUGAUUAUACCAAUGGGGAGCAACAUGGCAUAGCUGAGAAUGAGGAUGAGCUCGUGAAAGACUUGUGCGAGGUCUGGUGCUCUAAAGGUGGCAUCGUGGACCACCAGCGUCUAUUGGUCAUCGCAGGUGGCUACGAAAGUGGUGGUCGAACCUUGAUCCUUGAUGUCCUGCACGGCGAGAUCACCGAGGAGAUCAUUCGUCACAUCACUUGUCCUGCUGUCGAUAUCAAGGAGUUCUUCGAAAAAGUGGAGGAGGAGUAUCGAUCCCUCCAGCUCAUCCCCUGCCCCGGAAGAGAAACGCAGGAAGCUCAUAGGGUGCCUGAACGGGCUGAGGAGAUCUCCGAGGAGGAAGUCAAGGCGCAGACCGGUGAGUGGUUUGGGUUCACUGAUCUAGAUUGGCAGUUUGUCAGACAGGUCUACCGGCGAUGCGGAUGGCCAGAUGCUUUUCGACGUCAGCAGGCUGUGGAACUCAUCGGAGACUUCAUGGCGAGCAACAAGGAUCGAACACAUGAAUGGGAGCCAGCGUUUCGUUGA
Cercospora beticola is the source of this 990-nucleotide messenger RNA. RefSeq lists its product as uncharacterized. The record is from RefSeq and is a predicted model, not a curated record. NCBI's taxonomy places the organism in Eukaryota, Fungi, Ascomycota, Dothideomycetes, Mycosphaerellales, Mycosphaerellaceae.